CGCGCGGGCGCCCGUGCUUUGAAAUGCAGCGGGAUCUGGGGAGCUUCCCGUUGUCCCCGAGCGUGCGAGUGAAGCUGGUGAGCGCAGGUUUCCAGACUGCUGAGGAGCUCGUGGAGGUGAAGCCCUCCCAGCUCAGCAAAGAAGUUGGGAUCUCUAAAGAAGAAGCCUUAGAAACGUUGCAAAUCAUAAGAAGAGAAUCUCUGACAAAUACAGCAAGAUGUGCUGGUCCAUCUGAGUCGGGCAAGAAGUGUACAGCACUGGAACUGCUUGAGCAGGAGCACACCCAGGGCUUCAUAAUUACCUUCUGUUCAGCGCUUGAUCAUAUCCUUGGGGGAGGAGUACCCCUAACAAAAAUAACAGAAAUUUGUGGUGCACCAGGUGUUGGAAAAACACAAUUAUGUAUGCAGUUGGCAGUAGAUGUGCAGAUACCAGAGUGUUUUGGAGGAGUGGCAGGGGAAGCCAUUUUUAUUGAUACAGAGGGAAGUUUUAUGGUCGAUAGAGUGGUAGACCUUGCAACUGCCUGCACUCAGCACCUUCACCUGAUAGCAGGAACUCAUGUGGGAAAUGAACACCAGAAAGCUCUGGAAGAUUUCACUCUUGAAAAUAUUCUUUCCCAUAUUUAUUAUUUUCGCUGUCGUGACUACACGGAAUUACUGGCACAAGUUUACCUUCUUCCAGACUUCGUUUCAGAACACCCAAAGGUUCGAUUAGUGGUCGUGGAUAGUAUUGCUUUUCCUUUUCGUCAUGACCUUGAUGACCUAUCCCUCCGAAUCCGAUUACUGAAUGGCUUUGCCCAGCAGAUGAUCAGCCUUGCGAAUAAUCACAGAUUAGCUGUAAUUUUAACCAAUCAAAUGACAACAAAGAUUGAUAGAAAUCAAGCCUCACUGAUUCCUGCUUUAGGGGAAAGUUGGGGACAUGCUGCUACAAUACGGCUGAUCUUUCACUGGGACCGAAAACAGAGGUUGGCAACUUUGCACAAAUCACCAAGCCAGAAGGAAUCCACAGUACUGUUUCAAAUCACACCUCAGGGGUUUAGAGAUGCUCCUCAUGCUCCUGCAUGUUCACUGACAAAGGAAGCUUCACUGAAUUCCCGAAAACGGUCACGAGAAUUGGAGAAAGAAGCACAGGGAUCCAAAGAUUAAUCUCAAAGUAUAACAAAUUAUUGCUGCUGUGAAAAUCAGUGGUAUAAGUUGUAAACAUGUUCACGUAAAAUAUAAACAUGCAUUAUGGCAUGAGUGAGUCAGUAAUAUACUAGAGUAGGGAAAAAGGAAAGACUACGAUUCUCUGAAAAUGUUCUUCUAAAACUGUUGUACAAUUGUAUUUUGUUUUGGUAACAGUCAGAAAUGCUGAUGUAGGCAUUGUUCCAGGGGGCAUAAAAAAUUCAUAGAAAAUUCUAUUAUCUCUUCAUUUCAUUUUUCAUUAAUUAUUUCACAAAUAUAGAAAGCUGAUCUUAAAUGGCCUAUCUGAAUUUACCAUGCAGAAUGUUUCUUCUUUUUGUGUUUGGGGGAAUGAGUGAGGUGAAGGUAUAUUGUGUUGUUUUAAACAUUGGCAGGUUCCUUUAAUUAAUUAUCUUUCCAUUUUAGCCUGUGCCCUCCAAACACGAGGAUAAUUCUAUUUGUAUAUUAAAACCAUGAAAAAAACUGGAUUGUGGGGGGGGUGGGUGUGUUUUUUCUUUUCUAGUUGCCUAGAAAAUCCUAGGAAGAAAAAGAUGUUUUUCAUUUUCCUAUUGUGUACUUUUCUAUAAAUGUAGCUUUGAUAAUUCUUUAAAAUGACAGGUUUUGAACCUUUUAAAGAGAAACCACAGCCAUGAGUCAGCAUAUCAUUAUAUUUAGUUAGAUGGGUAAGAUACAAAUUUUAGAUGACAAAACUGAUUUUAGUGACCUCAAUCCAAAAUCUAAGCCAUUUGUUUAAUUUUCUAUAUUAUUUCAUAAUGUUAUAGGAAGGCCUUUGAAGCUGUUAUCUCAUGUAGAAAUUGUUUAAAGCGUUUACCUUCCAGAAUAGUCAGGUUGAUAAACUCAAAAUUAUUUAUUUCUAUAUUAUAGAAAUCUGAAAUGUACCAUUCUAGAAUUACAUUGACUUAAAAAAAAUUGUAACUAUAUGAGUAAAUAUAAAAUUUUGGGUUUGUGAAUGGUUUCAGAAUCUGACACCUUUUCAGUUUAUUCACAACUUUUUGGUUCCUAGUGAAAGGAAAUUUAGAUAAUUGGAUACUAUGUACUUUGACAAUCAGGUUUUCCAGAUUUUAGUGAUAGGUGGUAUAUCCUAUUGUAGACUAUACAUCAAAUUUAGAAAAUUUAUUCAAAAUAACUCUUCUGCGGUCGAUUAUUCACAGGAUUAUUGUAGUUUACCAGGACUUUUUUGGGAAGUGAAAGUGGGCACUGUUAACAAUUACAUUAGGACAGUGAACAUAAACUGGGACUUGGCAGGCAGAUCAAGCAUAUAAUCACCAAGACUAGAUAAGACUAAUUUCACAUGACUAAUAUAAGAGGACUGAUUGUAACUUUCUUACUUUUGAAGACCAUAAUGUAUUUUUGUUUUGUUUUGUUUUAUCUGUGGCAAAAAUAUAUACAAUUACAUUCCCAGUUCAACAGUUGUUACAUGCCAUUCCCUAUGUUCAUCAUAUUGUAUGACCAUUGCCACUGUUUUCAAAAUCAUUCUACCAUGAUCGAACACUCAGUACCUUCUAAGCAAUUACUCCCUCUUUUCUCCUUCCCUCCUACCCCCAAUCACCACUAAUAAACUUUCAUCUUUAUACAUAUUUCAUAAAAGUGGGAGCAUAUAAUAUAUGCCUUCCUGAGUGACUCAUUCAGUAAGGUUUAUCCAUGUUUAGCAUAUAUUUUUAAGACUUUAUUUCUCUUAAUGACUGACUAAUAUUCAUUCAUGUGUGUGUACACACAAGCAGUCUUCAAAGUGUACAGAAAAUACAUAUGAGAAAACUAUGCGGCUGGCAAUGAAUGUACAAAUGCGCUUUACAAAAUUGAUGUAUGUAUGGAUUGUGAUAAGAGUUGUAUGAGCCCCUAAUAAAAUGAUUAAAAAAAAGAGAGAGAAAACUAUGCGGCACUAAGAAGGGUAAGACACCCAUAUGAAAAGAGUCCUUAGGAGAGCAACAUGAAUUAUACUAAAAUUUAAAUACGUAAAUGCAAACAUUGAAUUUAUGGUGAACCUUAGAUGGAUGAAUGGUGAAAUCAUUGAUGUCUUAUGAAAACUUUAUGGGGACAGUGCCCCAAAGAAAUCAACAGUUUAUGGAUGGAUAACUCUCUUGACAGCAUGAGAUGAAGUUGAAGAUGAAGCCUGUAGCAGCAGCCCAUCCACAUUAAUUUACCUAGAAAAAAUGAACCGUCAUUAAAACAAUAUGCAUUUAUUAUAAUGCAAAGAACAAACCAAAAACCUCUCAAACUGCCAUUGAGUUGAUCUGACUCAUUCUGACGCUCUAAAACGCUGCCAUAGGCUUUCCAAGGCUAUAAACCUGCGUGGAAGCAGCUGCCACCUCUUUCUUCCAAGGAGUGACAGGCGGGUUCAAACCACAUUCUUUUUGGUUUGUAGCCUAGCACUUUAACUACUGUGCUGUUGUAUUUAUACAUGUACACACAAUUUUAAAAAAUAGAAUGGCAUCAUUUUGUUAUAUACUUAAAAAUCCUUAUGUUUUCCUAAUCCUUAAAUCUUUCUAUGACAAGUUUUUAAUGGUUAUAUAUAAGGUAAUUAAAAUUUUUCUUUUUAGAGUAUAAUUAUAUU
Echinops telfairi (small Madagascar hedgehog) is the source of this 3729-nucleotide messenger RNA. It is a transcript of the gene RAD51C, whose product is annotated as RAD51 paralog C. The transcript is spliced from 9 exons. The coding region runs from base 24 to 1142 and encodes 372 amino acids. The record is from RefSeq and is a predicted model, not a curated record. Lineage: Eukaryota; Metazoa; Chordata; Mammalia; Afrosoricida; Tenrecidae. Gene Ontology annotation, biological process: reciprocal meiotic recombination; meiotic DNA recombinase assembly; DNA repair. Gene Ontology annotation, molecular function: ATP binding; ATP-dependent DNA damage sensor activity; four-way junction DNA binding. Gene Ontology annotation, cellular component: Rad51C-XRCC3 complex; Rad51B-Rad51C-Rad51D-XRCC2 complex; replication fork.